AUUGACAUCAUCAGGUUUCAAGAAGGAACAGGUGAGAGUUCAACUGACCAAAACGGGAAUUCUGAAGAUCAGCGGAGAAAGGCCGAUUAGGCAGAACAAACGGCAGAGGUUUCAGAAGGACUUUCCUGUUGCAGAAAAUUGUGACAAAAGUAAAAUCAGUGCAAAGUUUGAAAAUGGCAUUCUUCAUGUUAAACAGCCGAAACUGAUAACUUCAACACUGAAAAAGGAUAAGGAAUUGCCAGCCUCAGAAGCUGAGAAUACGCCUGCUAAAAGACAGAAGACCUCUUUAAGAGAUGAACUUACUAGGCAGGAUAAUGCUGAUAUUAAUAACCCUGCGAAAGAGCCAGCAAAAGAAGAACAAAACAACCCUGCGAAAGAGCCAGCAAAAGAAGAACAAAACAACACUAGUCCUAAAACCAGUGAGCAAACAGAGGGUAGAAAUAUUGGAGAAAAAUCACUAGCAGAUAAAAGUAGUUCAAGUAGUUCUUACAGUGAAUCUGAAAGUGAUGAAUCGUCUGAUGAUUCGACGGAUGAUGAAACAACCGGAAACGCUAGCUGUUUGGCUGCAAACCCGAAGAAGCCAAGGAAAAUGAUGAAAAUGACUCUUGUUGCUCUGUUGAUUCUUGGUAGUGGGGUCUAUGUCGCCAACAUGAUGAAGUCUGCGAACGAAGCUGAAGAAAUGGAUCUAGUUUUUAUGUAGCCCAAAAUUGGUUGGGAUAUGUGCAUUUCCCCCCAGCUAUGACUGAAUAAAAUAACUAUUCAAUUUCUAAACUGUAAUCAAUCAAUUUGUUUGAAUAAAUCAUAAGUGCU
Molecule: messenger RNA, 810 nt
Organism: Nicotiana tabacum (common tobacco)
Lineage: Eukaryota; Viridiplantae; Streptophyta; Magnoliopsida; Solanales; Solanaceae
Source: RefSeq, a predicted model, not a curated record